AUGAUUUUAAAACCCAGCGUUAUAUUAUUAACUUCCAAGUGCCUUAAUAUUUUGCGGAAUACUUCCAUAAGAGCCUACAGUUCCAUCGCCAGCAAUAAGAAACCGGAAGCAUGUAAUCAAAAGCGACCAAUUGAUCCAGCCAAAGUUCGAAUGGGUUUCCUGCCCGAUGAUUGGUUUACAUUCUUUUACAACAAAACUGGCGUGACAGGUCCAUACAUCUUCGGUCUGGGUUUAUUGAAUUAUCUCUUCUCCAAAGAAAUAUACAUUUGUGAACAUGAAUUCUAUAAUGGCAUCUCCAUGGCUCUGUUAUGCAUUGCAGCAGUUAAAAAACUUGGACCUCUAGUUGCCGACUAUUGUGAUAAAGAAAUUGAAAAAAUCGAAGAAAAAUGGAAACAAAUGCACGCCGAGGAGCUAAAAGCUCUUGAAAAUUUAAUUGAACAUGAACGCAAGGAACAAUGGCGUGCCGAGGGUAGUCUGCUAUUAAUGCAAAUGAAAAAAGAAAAUAUCGCAUUACAAUUGGAAGAAGCACAUCGAAAAGCAAUGAUGAAGGUAUUUGAGGAUGUUAAACAUCGCCUGGAUUAUCAGGUGGAGUGUCGUAAUAUUGAGAUGCGCAUCAGUCACAAACAUAUGGUUAAUUGGGUGGUCAAUAAGGUUUUGCAGGAAUUACCUGAGGCGAGGGAUGAAUCGUUGAAGGAAAAAUAUCGUGCCGAUUUGAGUGCAAUGGCUUUGAGAAUUAAAAAUUAA
Messenger RNA from Musca vetustissima, 744 nucleotides. RefSeq names its product ATP synthase subunit b, mitochondrial-like. Gene Ontology annotation, molecular function: proton transmembrane transporter activity. Gene Ontology annotation, biological process: proton motive force-driven ATP synthesis. Lineage: Eukaryota; Metazoa; Arthropoda; Insecta; Diptera; Muscidae. The transcript has a single exon. The record is from RefSeq and is a predicted model, not a curated record. Bases 1 to 744 code for a protein of 247 amino acids.